AUGAGUUUACCUUUAGUAAUCGAUACAGGCCAAUUUCAUACUAGAGUUGGGUUUUCUUGUAAUAGAUAUCCUCAAUUUAUCACAAAUACCUUACUAUAUGAUAAUAUAACACCUUUAGAAAUAAAAAUUGGUUCUAAAUUCUUGAAUUCAUCAAAAACAAGCGAGAAUUUAUCAGAGUUAAACUUAAAACAUUUGUCUUAUAACUUGGAUUAUUAUAAAGAACCGAUUACUAUAUCUAAUUAUGAAGAGGUAAAAUACCCAUAUCAAUACCAUGAAAGGAUUGAUUGGAAUUUAUUAGAAUCAUUUUGGACAGAUAUAUUAACUAGAGAGAUUUAUUAUGAUGUAUUUAAUCAUCCAGUCUUGCUAACUGAACCUCAUAAUGCUCCAUUUGACUUUCAGGAUCAUGCUAUGGAGUUUUUCUUUGAAUCUCUAAUGGUACCCUCUAUUCAAUGUCUAUCUCAGGAAAUACUAGCUAUAUAUUCAAUACAAACAAAUAUGCCUAAUAUAUUCUAUCAUGAUGCUAAAGGAUUAGUUGGAACUGUUCUGCAUAUUGGACAUACAAACACAAGAAUUCUCCCUGUUGCAUCAGGAUAUCUACUGACUGAAAACAUAAGUACUUGUAAUCUAGGUGGCUCAUUUAUUACAAAGUACUUAAUAGAAGAUUUUAGUCACUACUUUAUACCCAAUAUAAUUGCUAAUUUUCAAAUGGACCAAAUUAAAAGUUACAAUAUUUUUGACGAAUAUAUCGCAAAAUUAAUAGCUCCCAAACUAUCUGAAAAUGUCAUUAGAGUGGCCAAAAGUUGUCCCGUAGAUUAUACAAAACAACUGAUACAAAAUGUACUUAUUAUAGGUGGUCAUUCAAUUAAUCAAUACUUAUCUAAAUUUCUUAGAAACUCUCUAAAAGUAAGUAUUGCCACUCUUAAUAUGGCGAUCUGUUUAAAAGAAAAUGAUAUACCAUUGAAUGAAGUUAAUGUUUUUUCUGCUUAUCAAUAUGAAACAUCUGAAAAUUUUGGGUUAGCUUUAAACUCUCCAUGGAUUGGUGGCUCACAUAUAGCUAAUAAUUCAGAAUUUGUUCAGAAUAAUUUUAUUUUUAAGUCUCAGUAUGAAGAAUUUGGAUCUACUGCAGUUAGGGGAUGA
Cryptosporidium muris RN66 is the source of this 1137-nucleotide messenger RNA. Its product is annotated as actin family protein. The record is from RefSeq and is a predicted model, not a curated record. The transcript is spliced from 3 exons. Lineage: Eukaryota; Apicomplexa; Conoidasida; Eucoccidiorida; Cryptosporidiidae. Bases 1 to 1137 code for a protein of 378 amino acids.